UGGAUGAUGUAGUAGAUGAAAGUGAUGAUAAUGAUGAUGCUGAAACAGAAUCAGAAAUUGAAACCGAAAAUGCUGAUGACAGGGACCAACAUUUUAAGGAAUGUGACUUAGUUUCCAAGGAACCAAAGCCUUUUGUACCUGAUACAAGUCCCGGUGGACCUAUUGUUGUUCCUACAGCAGGAGAGGAGCACUCUGGUGAAGCAAACCAGUCAACAAAAGGAGUUGCUCUGGAGAGCAAUCCAUUAUUAACAGAGGAAUACAAUAAAAGGCCAGCCUUUCUGGAACUACCAAAGAAAGAUAGUAUCAGAGACAGUAGUUUACAUCAGCAAAAUGAUCAAAGAAACCUGCUUCCAGCAUGUCAGUGUCUAAGCCAAGAAAUUGUGAACGGCUUGGACAGACUCAGUCUGCAGAACAGUGGAAAAAAUGAUCAGUAUUAUGAUACAGGAUGUGUAAUUAAGAAGGAAAGUAAAACUAGUCUUACCAUGCUUGCUUGUAGUAAACCUUGUGAACAUGCUUCACCCUGUGGAAGUAGCCUCUUUGAAGGAUCAUCUGUCCAGCUGGGAAAACUCUGCUGCACUGGAGUGGACUCGGAGGAGGAGGAUUCCAGAUCUAGUUCUUCAGGGGAACAAGUCACGCGCCAGGUUUCUGAUGUGUCACCAGUUCAUGACUGUGAUCUUUACAUUGAAAUGGUAAAAACCACAAAGUCUAUUCCUGAAUAUUCAGAAGUGGCCUAUCCAGAUUAUUUUGGCCAUAUUCCACCCCCAUUUAAGGAGCCCAUUCUGGAAAGACCAUAUGGAGUGCAGAGGACAAAAAUAUCUCAAGAUAUUGAGAGAUUGAUUUAUCAAAAUGACAUUAUAGACAGAGUUGUAUAUGAUCUUGAUAAUUCCUGUUGUUCAGCACCAGAGAAAGCAGGUGUUUUGAAGUUUAAUUCCAAGUUUGAAUCUGGAAACCUGCGCAAAGUUAUUCAGAUCAGAAAGUAAGAUACUUCAACUCUUCUUUUCA
Messenger RNA from Apaloderma vittatum (bar-tailed trogon), 1002 nucleotides. Its product is annotated as cytosolic carboxypeptidase 1-like. The transcript is spliced from 4 exons. The annotation marks the transcript as partial. Lineage: Eukaryota; Metazoa; Chordata; Aves; Trogoniformes; Trogonidae. The record is from RefSeq and is a predicted model, not a curated record.